GCGUUGUGUCGGGUGUUGGGCGGUGCUUCUUGAGUGACUUCAAGGUCUUGAGGUCGCUACGCCGCUGCACGUUGAAAGGAGAAAGCUUCGGACAUUGAAGACGAACUGAUUGGGCGGCGCAGCAUUUCUUCACUGAAGCCGUCGGAUCUUCGCGGUAACUACUGCGAUGGCAGAAUCAACAGGUGACGCAGCGAGCGCAUUCUGGAAGAAGAAAUACUACGUUAUCAUAACUGGGGCGAGCGUCGGAAUAGGAAGAGCUCUAGCUCAGGCCUUCAGCCGAGAAGUCGCCCAAAAUUCCGUGUUUGUCAUCACCGGUCGCAACGCCGAGAAUCUCAAUGAAACCAAGCGUCUCGUCGCCCAAGAUGCGCCCGGCGUUGAAGUCGUCGCGCAAGUUAUGGAUCAUUCCACGGCCACGUUUGACGAUUACCGAAAGCUGAUAACGGACACCUGGUCCAAGAUUUCUGCAGCGGACGGCAUUUUGCUGGUUCACAACGUAGGCACGAUCGGUGAUGUGCGCAAGUAUGCGACGCAAUUCACCGACGAGAAAGAAAUCGAUGACUACUUUCAUCUCAACGUAACGUCUGUUAUGACGCUGACUUCGGCCUUUCUUGAAAAGUUCCCGAACAGCUCCAACCUUUCUAGGACCAUUAUCAACAUAUCUUCACUUGCCGCUGUCAAGCCAAUGGCUGGCGCGGGCAUUUACUGCACUGGGAAAGCUGCUCGACAAAUGUACAUGAGGAUUAUCGCUGCAGAAAAUCCUACAGUGACGGUGCUGAACUACUCACCGGGCCCUGUAGACACGGCAAUGCAGCGAGAAUUGCACCACGGAGUAAAGGAGCUUGCUGAAGUGGCAAGAGGUUCGGUUGAGGCUGGUAGGGUUCUAACACCGGAGGCCACAUCUCUUAAGCUGGUUAAAAUUCUUAGUGAUCAGAACUUCCACUCUGGUGGCCAUGUUGACUACUUCGACCGAACCUAG
Messenger RNA from Rhipicephalus sanguineus (brown dog tick), 976 nucleotides. Its product is annotated as sepiapterin reductase. NCBI's taxonomy places the organism in Eukaryota, Metazoa, Arthropoda, Arachnida, Ixodida, Ixodidae. The record is from RefSeq and is a predicted model, not a curated record. Gene Ontology annotation, biological process: tetrahydrobiopterin biosynthetic process. The transcript is spliced from 3 exons. The coding region runs from base 167 to 976 and encodes 269 amino acids. Gene Ontology annotation, molecular function: sepiapterin reductase (NADP+) activity.